Messenger RNA from Lytechinus pictus (painted urchin), 5662 nucleotides. RefSeq names its product NEDD8-conjugating enzyme UBE2F-like. The record is from RefSeq and is a predicted model, not a curated record. The transcript has 6 exons. The coding region runs from base 64 to 717 and encodes 217 amino acids. Lineage: Eukaryota; Metazoa; Echinodermata; Echinoidea; Temnopleuroida; Toxopneustidae.
GUUUGUUUUGUUUGGUAAGAGCAAGAGACAUGUUUUUAUCAGGGACCAUCAAGCCAUAGUUCUAUGUUACUUCUUCAAUUCUACUCGAAGCUGGUGCAAAUAAUUCAGAGAAAUAAAGAGAGGUGUGCUUCCUAUGCAAUUCACUUAAUGAUGAUUACUCUGUCAAAGAAAUUAAAGGAAGAUGCAGCCAGGAAGUCAACUGGUUCAAACUCCAAAUCCACAGACCUUAACAAUUCAACAAAGCGAGUUUCCAUACGAGACAGAUUGCUUGUUAAAGAAGUGCCUGAAAUGACAUCCAGCUUACCAAAGACCUGUAAAGUGCAUUUUCCUGAUGUUCAUAAGCUCCACCACAGUGUGUUAACAAUAUCUCCAGAAGAGGGCUUUUGGAAGGGUGGAAAAUUUGACUUUGAAAUCAUACUAUCAGAAGAAUACAAUAUAGCGCCUCCAAAAGUUCGAUGUAAAACAAGGAUAUGGCAUCCCAACAUAUCAGAAGAGGGUCAAAUUUGUCUCAGUCUUCUACGUGAGCAUUCAAUGGAUGGGACUGGCUGGGCACCAACAAGAACACUGAAAGAUGUAAUGUGGGGACUAAAUUCUUUAUUUACAGAUCUUCUCAAUUUUGACGACCCGCUUAACAUCGAAGCAGCUGAACAUUAUCUCCGGGACAAACGAGACUUUGAGAUGAAAGUCCACAAAUAUGUGAUGAACUACGCAAGAUGACAUGCGCCCCUGCUCCUAGGAACCUCUCUUAGAUAGCUGUAAAUAAAGAUGCACAUUACGGUCGUGAAGGAUAGUCAGGUCAUUCAGAUGUAUCUAAUAAACAAAUAUAUCAGGCUUUGAGAAAGUAUAGUGGAAUUAUUUAUCCGAGGUUGGUCUGGCAAUUACUAUUUUUUCCCGAGGGGCGAAGCCCCGAGGGAAAUAUAGUAGUUUUGCCAGUCCAACCUAGGAUUAAUAAUUCCCACUAUGCUUUCGAAUGAAACACCUGAUAUAUUUGCUUUAUAUCCUACUUUUAAUAAUUUAUAACCAAAAUCAAAAUCUAUGCGCUGAGCAUGCAAAGUCCUGUUGAAUUACCUACUUUUCUCCGAGCCACCGCGCCCAGCGGAACGCAGAUUAGUGUCUGCGCUGACGCAUCGCGCUGGACUUGCGCGCCCGGGAGAGAGAGCGCGCAAGCCGGUGCGCCGAGAUAUCCAGUUUUGUGAAAUAAUGACGUCAGAAUAUUGGUAUAUCCAAAAAUAUAUCGAGGUCUGACGUCACGCAACAUCAUAGUUGAAAUAUAUUCGGUCACAUGAUGCUACUUGAACCAAUCACUAUACAGGAUUUACUCUAUGUAGGAUAUAAUAUUUAUUGUAGACUAAAACGUGUGCGAGUGUUUCUCUUGAAAAACCAUGUGCUUCUGAUUUAGAAUUUUUUUUCCGCCUGCAAGAAGGUCGUAACUGCAAGUAGUUUAUCUCACAAGUGUAGUUACCAUAUGCAACCGUGUGUGGAUGUUGCCGUCUUGAGGGUUUUUGCAAAUGCACACUCUAUGGGAUGAAAGCACAAUUUCACAAGGAUGAUAUUGUUAUCAUGUCAGUGCCAUUUGGAAAAAAAAGAUAAUAAUAUCAUAUUUUACCCGGGGUAGCCACUUCAGUUCCGAAAGCUGUUCUCCCAGUGGGCCCUGCUUAACAUGAUUAUGUUAUUAUUACCCCUGCUUAAACAUGGCUACCUUCAUUAGCGCUCGAGCAUGAACCUCACCUGGGUUGGGUGCAGCACAAUGUUGGUAAAUGUCUUGCUGAAGGAAAACACGCCAUGGCUGGGAAUCAAAUCCUCAUCCCUCAGAUUGAAAGACGAGUCUUAACCACUAGACCACGACACCCCCAACAAGAUCACAAUAUAGGAUGUCUCUUUAGUAGACCUAUUGAAAUUUUCAUGAGGAUUUUAUUAAAUCUUAACAGUAAUUUUAUAUGAUGAUUUAUAUGUGCAUGGGUAUACAUGUACAUUGUCUGUGGAUUCUGGAGAACCAUUGUCAAAUUGCUUCUCCAUAUCGUACGUUAUCCUGACAUGAGCUGUGAUGUACAUUUAGGGGGGGGGGGGUAAAUGAUCCCUGAUGGCGAUUGAACAUCAUAAUUGUUGUAGGGGGAAACACUAAAUAGCCUAACAGACCUUCUUGCCGGCCAGCGAAGAAAUACUUAUUUUCAUCAUUUAUUAUUAUUAUUUGUACUGCACUUUUCCCCAUAAGGCUGGAAGUGCUUACAAUCGGUCUUAGUACAUGUACUCUUGUAUCCAUGUCCAACUUGCCGGCCAGCCAAGAAAUACUUAUUUUCAUCAUUCAUUAUUAUUAUUACUUGUACUGCGCUUUUCCCCAUAAGGCCGGAAGUGCUUACAAUCGGUCUUAGUACUCUUGUAUCCAUAUCCAACUUCUUUCUUGCUCUCUUCAGUAGCUUGCUGCUUAAAUAGUUAUUACAAUCCUCACUGGCUAAGAUUGCGCAAUCUGUAUGAUAUCCAUCCUUGGCUCUUGUGUGCAGUUCAAGUUUUCUUCCAUUGAAUGUAGUUUGGGGUCUCUGGGGUUGUGCAACUAACUGGGAAUAUUUUAUAUGUACUUUUAUUAGGUGUUUUGCAUAAUAUACACUUUAGAAGCAGGUAUGAUGUUAUUUGAAAGUAAAUCUCAGUUGAUAGGUUAUGUAGGAAGGAGUUUGGUUGAUUUGGUGCAUGUAUGUUUAAAGAAUCUGCAGUGCUUAUGCAGCAUGAAAUAUAUUGACUGACAUGUACUACAAUACAUGUAUACUGAGAUACCUCAGAAAUAGGUUCAUGUUUCAUGUCAUAAUUUGACUCUGAUGUUUAUAAGGAAGGGGAGCUAGGACUAUGAAGGUUGUUUCACAGGAGCAAGAUGUAUUGCUUUAUUGAAAUGAGGAUGAUUUUUGACUUGUAACCAAUGGUUAGAUCUGUAAGCAGAGAUGCCAGUCAGUCAGUUUGGAAGCAUUUUAUAUUUUAUAUUGCCAAAUGGCAUUUGAAAUAACACAGAUUUCUUAAAGAUAUAUGCAAACUACAAGAAACUGUAUGGUAACAACAGGCCUACAAUACUUGUACAUGUCUCCCUUUUAUGUUUUAUUACCCCUAAACUAAAGCAUCCUGACUUUAUGAGACAAUGAUGAUCAGCAGCAAUUACAUGCAGACAUGGUGAAGGGAAUCACCCUACUUAUGCUAAUAAUUAUGCAUUAUUCGCUUCAACAAAACGAGAUUAUUCAACGAAUGUGCGGACAAAUUUGAGGCAUGAUCUCAUAAAUCGACCACCUCAUGAUUCAUCUUAAACAAUGUCACGAGUUCCAAUGCAAACUCUGGCAUAAAAAUCUUUCGAGUACACUACCUUGCAAUGCCUUGAGUCAAUUGAGCCCGUAUUUAAUUCUUUAAAUAAUGAUUACUCUUUUCCUAGACAUUCAAUAAAAACAUUUAACUUUUUGAAAACUAUUGAUGAUUGAAAUAAAAACAUCUUCUAGUUUGCUUAUGCAUCGGUCUUCCACUCUCAGUAUGGUGGAGGAGAACGGAGGGAUUGAGGUCAAAGAAUGUGCAACACAGUGAAUCCUGCAGAUAAGACUAGACAUGCUCUAUGGAAAAACAGGUUAUUUUUAAACACAGUAACAUAUCAGAUAGGCAUGUAGGCAGUUAGAUGUUAAAGAUCUAGUCUGCACACAUUUUAAUGUUUUAGUUGAUAUCAUAAGACAAGGCACCAAAGUUUUUUUUGACAGCUUUCCAAGCUUACCACUUGGAGUUUUCAUACUCCCAGAUUAAAUCUAAAAGUCCAAAUUCACAAGGGAUUUUAACCAGAAAGAGGUUUAAACCAUAUAAUAUGGAGAUCUUGAGUAGCCUGGGUGUAAUUUGCUCAAUUCAGUGCAUUCACCAAAAAUGUUCUAAUCAUAAAUAUGUAUUUUUUACAAAGAGCACUAAAUCCAAAUGGUUUGUUGCCAUGGUGUAGUCCUUGGUGUUUUUAGAUUAAAUUCUAUAAAAGCAUGAUCUGAAAUCAUAGCAACCAAAUUGCUUGUUACCAAAGCGCACAUUUAUUACUGGAUCUUUCCUUGUCUGUGUGCUGAAUUAAACACCACAUGCUACAAAGUCCAUGGUUCAAAUCCUCCCUCGGGAAAUUAAAUCCUAAUUAAUGAUUGAGGGCCAAUAGCUCAUCUUGUUAGCAUUGGUAGGAGUGAGGCAGUUGGUGAUUUCAAGGUCUGUCUCAAAAAUAUUCAAAUGUUAGGGUUUCUUUUGUACAGAUAACUUGUGGCAUCUCAGGAAUCCUGUACAUUGUUCAUGAUUAAAUGUAAUCUGGGCCCCGUCUUACAAAGAGUUACGAUUGAUCCGAUCAAUCGUAACUAUGGACGGCCAGCAACAUCAACAUCUAUUAUGCAUGUUUGUUCAAAAUAUUUUCUAGCUAUGAUGUAUAUUCAUGCAUUUUUUGUUUUCUUGAAAAUUCACUGUGCUUCUCUUUGCAUUCAAAGGACAUUGUGCAAAUUUUUCGUAGAAAAAAAUUAUGACACUGAUGGAUUUCCAUAGAGUUAUGAUUGAUCAGAUCAAUCGUAACUCUGUGUAAGACGGGGCCCAGUGAUUAAGUGAUUUUAGUGUGUAGUAGACUUCAUAUAUAGAUAGGAGAGUUGCUGGAGAACCAUUGUUGAUAUGAGCCACACUAUAUAUCCCCAAUGGAUAAGCUUGCCAUUCGUGUCAUGUGCAGAGACAGACGGAAAGAGAAAGGGAGGGGGGGGGGGGGGGAAUGCUUUGAAGGGGAAUCCAACCUUGGUCAUAAAAAGUUGUGUGGGAAAUGAGAGAAAAAAAAACCAGAAUGGCAAAAGUUUGAAAGAAAUGGGAUGAGCAAUAAAGAAAGUUAUGGCUGUUUUAAAAUUGAGAUCCCCAAGGCUAUGCAAAUUUCAAAUUGGCAACUGGAUAAGAAAAUUAUGACAAGGGGCAAGGAUAACUUUCCCAUAGGCCAUGUACUUAUUUGUCAGGGAUUUGUGAUUUCCUUCCAAUUACCUAUUCCCCUGGGGCAGUAAUAACAAAUAACCCAGGUAGUAUAUUGUUUUAUAUCCUCAUGAAUGAAAAAUAAAAUUUGAAGAAAUUUUUUGAAAAAAUGACAUUCUAGCAAUUAUUUGUAUCGGAGUACAUGGAAGAGUAGUCCUUACUUCAUGACAUGACAAAUGCGGCCAAUUUGAAGUCGCCAUUGGUGUAGUGAUUACCAAUUUGUACAACCUUUUUAAAUUCAUAACUUUAUUAUUAUUUGUCCGAUUUGGUUCAAACUUUCACCUAUCAACUUGUCUGAUUUUUCUUUUUUCUUUUUCUUCUAAAAACAACUUUUUAUUUGGAAUGGAUUUCCCUUUAAUAGGAAUACAUGUAUUACUGCAUGCCUAAAUGUUUUUGUAUUAUUGUAGUGGUUGUAUAAAAAUGAACAGAACAUUGAAAAAAAAUCUUGGAGAGUACUUGUGCUAGCAAUUAGAAUAUCCCAUCGCAAACAUAUUUCAGUGCAAAUCUGCAAAGUAGCGCAAUAUUUAUAGAUUAUGUAGGUCUUAAUUUUGCGGGAUAUCAACUCAUAUUUUAUAAUUGUUAACAGGGAUUUUGUUGACGUGAAGAGAAAGUAAUCACAUGUAAUGUGUAUACAUGUAAUUUGUUAUCGUUUCCCAGAGUUAUUCUUGAAUAAAUACAAUUUUCAACUGAA